This is a messenger RNA of Penicillium oxalicum, 432 nucleotides long. Its product is annotated as DNA-directed RNA polymerase III core subunit RPC11. Gene Ontology annotation, molecular function: DNA-directed RNA polymerase activity; zinc ion binding; nucleic acid binding. Gene Ontology annotation, cellular component: RNA polymerase III complex. Bases 1 to 432 code for a protein of 143 amino acids. Gene Ontology annotation, biological process: termination of RNA polymerase III transcription; DNA-templated transcription. The transcript is spliced from 3 exons. The record is from RefSeq and is a predicted model, not a curated record. Lineage: Eukaryota; Fungi; Ascomycota; Eurotiomycetes; Eurotiales; Aspergillaceae.
AUGCCGCUCGUUUUCUGUCCUAAUUGUAGCAAUGCUCUGACCAUCUCCCGCGCGGACUCCACGACCCAGUACCCGAUGGGUGUGAAUCGCUUUGAAUGUCGCACUUGCCCGUACGAAGACAUCAUCGGAGACCGAUCAUACUACGAGAGGACGGAGAUGAAGCAGAAGGAGGUUGAGGAUGUCUUUGGCGGGGCCAAUGAAUUCGCCAAUGCCGACAGUGUCGCGACUCAAUGUCCCGCGGAGAAUUGCAACGGCGAUCGCGCAUAUUUCUUCCAGCUGCAGAUUCGCAGUGCCGACGAGCCGAUGACCACGUUCUUAAAGGUUGGUCAUCCCCCUUACAUCCUGCUCCUUCCCGCUUGCAUCGAACAGAGCAUGACUGACGGGCGGGGGGAACAGUGCACCAGCUGUGGUGCUCGGUGGAGAGAGAAUUGA